This is a messenger RNA of Lytechinus variegatus (green sea urchin), 2562 nucleotides long. RefSeq lists its product as uncharacterized. The record is from RefSeq and is a predicted model, not a curated record. The transcript has 8 exons. Gene Ontology annotation, biological process: signal transduction. The coding region runs from base 463 to 2439 and encodes 658 amino acids. NCBI's taxonomy places the organism in Eukaryota, Metazoa, Echinodermata, Echinoidea, Temnopleuroida, Toxopneustidae.
CCGUAUAAAUCGGGAAGCCCGGCCCGAGAUCCAUCUCAUACUUAUGCUGAGUUGUGAGACCUUGUCAUUGAGUCAGUGUUUAUUCUACAUAGCCUGGAGGCUGAGGCUUCAUCUGCAGGGUCUAUCAUGACUUUACAAAAUAAAUUCUGCUGCCAUCUCCGGGAAGUGGAAUUGAGCACACAAACAGAGUAGGGGCAUACACGAAAUGGUGGUUCUUCCCACAUGCUUGCAGCUACAUGUAAUUGGCAUCAUAACAAAUCUUUUAUAAUGGAUGAUAUGCGUGUAGAUCUGUUUGGAGUGAGUCACUUGUCAAAGGCACCCCAGGGUUGCAAUCUGAAAAUGGCCUUGUAUAACUGACAACUGUAUCCAAACCACUUGCAGAGGCUCACAUCCAAGGGUUUCUGGAAGCUUGAGUGUGCCAAACAAAAAACUCAACCAGGAAGUGGCAUCUACAGCUGCACCAUGGGCACUGUGAUGAGUAGUCAGAAGAAGGGUUGGAAGGUGAGAGGCGUGGAUCAGAUAGAUAUGCCAGCAGAGUUGGAGAAAACAGCACCAGAUAGAGGGAAGACUGACCUGGAGGAGGAUCUUGCUUCUGAAGCAAAAGAAGCAAAAGAGAAGUUGGAGAGGUGGAUACAGGAGACUUCUGAAAACAUGGAGUAUCUGCAGAGCAGCGAUGACUACGCUACAGAGGAGUGCUUCAAGAUCUAUGAUAACCUUCGGAAGGCCAGUACCUUGAAACCAAAGUCCAAUCGAGUCUUGCUGGCAGAUCAUCUGCUCUCUUUGGGAUUUGUGGAGAUAUUUCCCAGGAUGUGGAAUGACCUUAAUAGUUAUCAGAUGUAUAUUGAUGAACCUGUUCCCAAAGCCAAACAAGCGCUCACCAAUCUCAAGAGAAUGCUGGGGAGUUAUUGGAACUUUACGGAUUGUUCUGAUAAAGUCUGUACUGAAUUUGGUAAAUUGAAAUGCUUAGACUUAUUAAUUGAAGGGCUAAAGGAUCCUGAAUUGAGUGUUGAUCGUUUGAACGAUGAUGGAAAACGUUAUGUUGUUAAAGGAAUUCUGGGAAUCUUGCAUAACUGUUGUAGGAGAAAGUUCAAGAACCGUGCUCGUUGUUAUGGUGCCAUAGAUAACCUGCAGGAAUUAUCAACAUCAUCAUACCUUAUUGUUCGGGCAAAAGCUUUCAUAAUUCUGGCAUACGUUGCCAAGAAAUCCGAAGUAGAGAAGCUGCAAACGAACGAUGCAUGCAUGAAAUUCAUGCUGAAGAUGAUUGAAGAGGCUCUGACGUACAAGAAUCAUGUGACCAAAAAGUAUGGCUUCAGUGCCUGUGAAACCCUACAGGGCUUGAAUCAGUUAGCAAUCAAUGACGAGAACAAGAAAUUGAUUGUUGAGCUUGAUGGGUUGACAUUGAUUGGCAAGAUGCUGGCAGAGAAAUGCACAGAUGAAGAGAAAGAGACUGCAGCUGCUGCUAUUUGGCAACUGGCUUUUGUGGAUGAGAACAAGGAAAAAAUAAGACAGGAUCAGCAGAUAAUUAAGUCUCUCAUGUUCUUGAAGAACAGUGAGAACGCAGCCAUCAGGGAUGCAUGUACUGGUGCAUUAUGGGAGAUCUACGACACUAAGGUUCCUCUUGGUGUACACAAUGACAAAUCUGAGAGAUCCUUGUCAUCCUCUACCAUUUCCAUCAAUAGUGAGUCUCCACACAUCAUGAUCAGCUACCAAUGGGAUAGUCAACAGAGAAUGAUAGAAGUCAGGGAUCUACUACAAAAAGCUGGAUUCAACGUAUGGAUGGAUAUUGAUAAGAUGGCUGGAGACAUCUUGGGUGCGAUGGCUCAAGCAGUGGAGAGGUCUGCUCUUGUUCUGGUGUGUAUGACUCAAAAGUAUUUUGAGAGUCAUAAUGGGCGCACAGAAGCGACCUACGCCUACAAACUGAAGAAGCCCAUCAUUCCUCUGCAGUUGGAAGAAGGUUACGAGGGAGAAGGCUGGCUUGGUGCUUUGGUGGGGACCCUUCUGUAUUACAAGAUGUAUUCCAAUGAGGUCAUCCCGGAAUCAUUCCCGGCACUCAUCAAGGAGAUAGGAGACAGAGGCAAGAUGCCCAAGAAAGUAUCGGUCAGGCAAAAUGGAAUAGAACCGCAGAAAUCCAUGAUCACCACAUCACCUCCACCCCGCCCAGAGGCUCCUGUUCUUCCUGCCAAGUCUUACAGCAAGGGCUCUAUGAGUAGUGUCAUCUCCAAAUGGAGCAAGGAACAGGUCGCAGUGUGGCUGGAGUCCAACAACAUCCACAGGCUGCAUUCUACCCUCAACAAUCUGAACGGAGAACAGCUGGUCCAGAUGCGCAAACAGCUUGCCAGGGCUCCAGAGUUCUUCCAUAAGAACCUGAAGGAAGAGCUCAAGCUUGGGUUCAUCUCCAUCUUGUCUCUGACAGCUGCUCUUGAUAAACUGGCAAUCUGAAGAGGUGCUAAAUUCAAGAUUGUAAGGUACCAAUAUGGUUUCAAUGAAGCGGCAAGAGUGUAGUCCACAGGGUAGGAACUUGCUGGUGGUCUUUGCUGAUGUGGAUAGCGAGACUGAUGGUAU